Pyrenophora tritici-repentis Pt-1C-BFP is the source of this 363-nucleotide messenger RNA. NCBI's taxonomy places the organism in Eukaryota, Fungi, Ascomycota, Dothideomycetes, Pleosporales, Pleosporaceae. The record is from RefSeq and is a predicted model, not a curated record.
AUGUCUCUCACCAACCUGCCGUCGCACAUCCUGUCUCUCCUUAUGUGCUACAUCUGCCGCCAAGGUCUAGCGAAGGAAGGCUACCAGCACUUCUGCGGCCAUUUCCGAGAGAGACCAGGCCAACCGUGUGGUGAAUGCAACAAGUGUGAUUUGUACCGCGUGGAAGAUGAGGAGAGGGUUGUCAAGAGGGCAAAGGAAAGGGCCGAGGCUGAAUGGUGGGAGGCCCAGGGUGAGGUCGCCAAGGAGGGACUACAGAAGGAGGUUGGCAAGGAAGACGCUGUUGUGGGCAAGGGCGUGUUGGGCCUGAAGAGGAGCGCUUGGGAAGCGUGGAUUGAGAGCGUUUUGGAUUCCGUACUUGUUUGA